AUCACUCCAGACAGUGAGAUCUAUCUUGAAGACACCAUGAAGACUCUUACCUUUACAGUGGGACUGCUGCUGCUGCUCACUGUUUACUGCACUGCCAUGCCUCAUGCAGUGAAUGAAAUAACACCUGAACUGUGUUGCUUUAAAUUCUUUCUGGGAGCAAUACCGCGGAAGGAAAUUCUCUCCAUCGUCAAGACUGAUUCAAGAUGUCGCAACAAGGCAUUUGUGAUCAGUGCUGCCAAUGGAAAGGACAUGUGCGUGAGCCAGGAUGUGCGCUGGGCAAAGGCAGCUUUCAGAAGACAGCAAGCCAUCAAACCUGAAUGAGCAAACAUCUCUGACCAAUCAGCUUCCAGUCAUGAUAGAGCUCUGUCUGACUUCAGCAAUCUAUAUUUCACAUCUUCAACAUCUUUUUUCUCAAACAGCUUUGCAUUUUGUAAUUUUUAUGCAAUUAUGGUGUUAACCACUUUGUGAUUAAUCAUGUGGACCCUUGUUCUUAAUCAUUUCAUAAGAUUCAUUCAUAUAUGCAAUAC
Messenger RNA from Scomber japonicus (chub mackerel), 527 nucleotides. RefSeq names its product C-C motif chemokine 4-like. The transcript is spliced from 3 exons. Gene Ontology annotation, biological process: neutrophil chemotaxis; monocyte chemotaxis; positive regulation of GTPase activity. The coding region runs from base 37 to 321 and encodes 94 amino acids. Gene Ontology annotation, molecular function: CCR chemokine receptor binding; chemokine activity. The record is from RefSeq and is a predicted model, not a curated record. Lineage: Eukaryota; Metazoa; Chordata; Actinopteri; Scombriformes; Scombridae. Gene Ontology annotation, cellular component: extracellular region.